Messenger RNA from Linnemannia hyalina, 1635 nucleotides. NCBI's taxonomy places the organism in Eukaryota, Fungi, Mortierellomycota, Mortierellomycetes, Mortierellales, Mortierellaceae. The record is from the annotation of a GenBank genome assembly.
AUGACUGGAGACCUGGACCAGGACGGAAGUCCGCAUGGUCAAGCCCACUCAUCAUCCUCUUCAUCAUCACCAUACUCCUUCUCGUCCAGCUCGCUCAGCACACCCACUCACAACGACAAACACGCCUCACCCGACCAGGAAACUGUGACAAUUGUUCGUCAUACCUCAAGAGACCGCGUCUCUUUUGGUCUCGAUACCGAUGCAGAAGGUUUUUCCUCAGACGAGCCACAACCAAAGGAGAGCCGUAUCCGGUGGGCGAUACUGGGGGCCGCCUGUCUAGUCCUCUUUGGCAACUACUACGCAUUCGACAACCCAGCAGCACUAAACCAGCCACUCCAGGAAUACAUGGGCAUGUCCAAUGAUACCUACGCCUAUUUCCUCAACAUUCUUUAUACAUCGUACUCGCUACCCAACAUUGUCUUGCCUUGGUUGGGAGGGUACGCAUCGGAUAUCUUUGGUCACCGCCGGCUACUCAUCUUCCUCUCAUCGAUUGUUGCGUUUGGACACUUUGUCGUCUGUCUGGGAGUUGAGCGGAAGAGUGUCCCCAUGAUGGUGCUUGGGCGAGUUCUCUUUGGCGCUGGUGAGAGUCUGGCGGUCGCCCAAUCGGCGAUCACGGUCAAGUACUUUCAAGGCAAGGAAUUGGCCAUGGCCCUGGGCAUCAACCUAUGUAUCGCACGUCUCGGAAGUGUGUUGAACGACAUCCUGACCCCCUAUAUCUGGUCUCGAUCGAAUGUCCCAUCCGCCUUCUGGGGAGGCUUUGUGUCAUGUAUCCUCUCCUUCAUGACCGCAUGUCUCUUAGCGUGGCUGGACCGACGAUACGAGUCUGAGGUUGCGUCAGGAUUCUCUCGAGUGCCAACUCACCCGACCGAUGGUCGCUUUUCCCUUGAAGUAUUAGACACAGGAGCAGCAUCAACAAACGUCCACCGAUAUGAUCCCCCAACGGCGGCUGCAAAUAAGUCACGAAGAGCUACUACCUCGGCAGAAGUCAUUGGAAUGGAGUCACUGGGGAGCAAACGACCCAUGGGUGUUGACGGUCUGGAGGAGGGGGGGAUUACUUCGUCAGAUGACAGCGAGGAUAGCUCUCGUGAGAGCGUGGACCACAGGAAUAGCCAGGAUCUAAUAGUACGCGACAGAGUGUCGUCGAGGACCUCUAUUCGUAGCAGGAACAGGACAGAUGGAAACGGCAACGGAUCGUCAUCAUCAGCCAGGGCGAACUGUCUACGCAUUUUGAAACCCGUGUGCGAUUACUCUCAAUCGGCCUGGGUCUUUUUCCUGAUGACGCUGUUGAUGGUCGGUGUCCAAGUGCCGUUCAACAGUAUCCAUGCGGGAUUCCUUCAGAUGAGAUGGUAUCACAACGAUCCUCAGAAAGCCGCACAAAUCAUGACAGUUCCCGACCUCUUUUCAGCGAUCCUCGUCCUCCCCGUCGGAUACUUUGUGGAUCACUACGGCCAAAAGACAUGGCUCUUCAUGUUAUGUGGACUUAUCAUUGGAUCGUCUCAUUUUGUCUUGGGGAUCAUCCCCGUCCCAAGCCCCGUCCCUGCCCUGGUCGCCCUGGGGAUCGCCAGCGCUAUCGGCGCCAUCUUCACUAGCGCCAUCCCUGUCUUGGUCAAACCGCAUCAAAUUGCCACCGCGUAG